AUGGACUCGGAUCAAGAAGAAACCCGUCCUGAAUCGUCAUUAACGAUUCAGCAUUACCAGGCCCAGAUUCAUGGCCUCAACACUACUAUUCAGAAUCUCAACACAACCGCCAAAAUUCAGGCCUUGACUAUCAAAGAAGAAACGGUCACUCCAGCAGAGCCUCUGGAUUCCGAUGUGGAUGAACAACCAAUCAAAUUGAAAGUUACCAAGACUGGAACACCUGUCCCUACUAUCCUUGUUAUCGGGAACAAUAAGAAAUACCCUAAUGUGCCCUACUUCUAUAGUGAAAAAGAGAAGUAA
Molecule: messenger RNA, 300 nt
Organism: Letharia lupina
Lineage: Eukaryota; Fungi; Ascomycota; Lecanoromycetes; Lecanorales; Parmeliaceae
Exons: 2
Coding region: 1-300 (99 amino acids)
Source: RefSeq, a predicted model, not a curated record